GCAGGAAGCAGACCGCCGAGCUUCGUGUGCGGUUAGCUCGGAGCUAAAGCUAAAAACAGUUUGUUAAAAUGUCCAAAAGCCAAACACUGAGAGCUUUGGUGAAUGAGCGGCUGACUGCGGCUGCUGAAGAGAUCUUUGCGCUGUUUGAAAGAACGAUAGCGGAGUAUGAGGAGGAAGUGUGUCGCUCCAAAGAGGAGAACCAGAGGAAACAGGAGCUCCUGGACUCGAUACUGAGCCCCUCAAAGAGUCCUGGCCCCGAUCUGAACCAGGACCCUCCACACACUCCACGGAUUAAAGAGGAGCCACAGGAGCCAGAGGAGCCGAGCGUCAAACAGGAGGAACACACGCUCCUAGUUCAGGUGUCAGUGGGCAUCCCAGAGUCCAGUGCUGUUUGUGUGAAGACAGAAGAGUCCUCACUGUUUCAACAAAGACAAACUGAGCUCAGAGAGGAAACACAGGGAGAGGACAUCAGCGCAGAGACACAUUUACACUCCUCUAACACUGAUUAUAAAGACUGGAGAGCUCAGUUCAGCUGUUCAGCUGCAAAGAUGGAAACAGACGCUGAUGGAGACCAUGACAAUGAAGUCCAGAAAGGACAAAGGCUGAGAGCUUUAGUGAAUGAGAUCUUUGCUCUGUUUGAAAGAACGAUAACGGAGUAUGAGGAGGAAGUGUGUCGCUCCAAAGAGGAGAACCAGAGGAAACAGGAGCUCCUGGACUCGGCACUGAGCUCCUCAAAGAGGCUUGGUCCCCGGCCUAAACCAGGACCCUCCACACACUCCACGGAUUAAAGAGGAGCCACAGGAGCCAGAGGAGCCGAGCGUCAAACAGGAGGAACACACGCUCCUAGAACAGGUCUCAGUGGAUGUCCCAGAGUCCAGUGCUGUUUGUGUGAAGACAGAAGAGUCCUCACUGCUUCAACAAAGACAAACUGAGCUCAGAGAGGAAACACAGGGAGAGGACAUCAGCACAGACACACAUUUACACUUCUCUCACACUGAUUAUAAGGACUGGAGAACUCAAUUCAACUGUUCAGCUGCAAAGAUGGAAACAGACGUUGAUGGAGACCACGACAACCAAGUUCAGAUCCGAGCCAGAAGCUCCACUGCCCAAAACUCAGGUCUAUCCCCCAAAUACAAGUCUGUACCGGAGACCAGUGCCACUGUGAACAAUGGAGACAUGUCAGAAACAGCAGAAGGAGUUGAGGGUAAGAAACACCAGUGCUCUGUGUUUAAGAAGAGAUUUUGGACUGUGCAGGAAUUUCAAAGACCCUUCAGCUGUUCAACCUGUGAGAAGAGAUUUUUCUAUAAAUGUGAUCUAGAUGCACAUCUGAGAACGCACACAGGUGAACGACCUUUUAGUUGUUCAUUAUGUGAGAAGUCGUUUACUCAAAAGAGUCAUUUAACUGUACAUCUGAAAACACACACAGGUGAAAGACCUUACAGCUGUUCAGUAUGUGAGAAGUCAUUUUCUCAAAAGGGUAAUUUAAAUAAACAUCUGAAAACUCACAGGGAUGAAAGCACUUACAGCUGUUCAGUAUGUGGGAAGACGUUUAUUCUAAAGAGUAAUUUAAAUAAACAUCUGAAAACGCACACAUGUGACAGCCCUUACAGCUGUUCCGUCUGUAAUAAAAACUUUCCAGAAAAUUGGCAAUUGAAAAGACACAUGAGAAUUCACAGCACAGAGUGUGACUGAAUUUUUUUGUUUGUGUUCAUGAGACGUUUUAAAGAGCCCAGAGUUGUGUGUUGGAUUCUGCUGCUGACAACUCAAAUACAGAUGUUUGGAGCUGUUGUCUGUGUUUAAAGCUCCUGUACCUGAUGUUGAACCAUAACAGAGAAACAACUCAGAGAGUCACAGGCAGCUGCUUCUGCACUUUUACAACACACUGCAUGGUGUAAAGGUUUUUCUCCUGCCCAAAGACGACAGGUGGAAAUUAGCACUGAUGCUACAGCCUGGUACAAAGUAUUUCUCCUGUUAAGGUUAAUGUAAAUUGUUUACUGUUCCUGUCUCAUAAAUAAAUAAAUUAAACUAAAGCUUCACAUCCUGAACUACAGGAAAAAGUAAAAUUUCAAAACACAAAAUCAUUAAACAUGAAUUAAAAAUCAUCAAGAAUAAGUCCCUUUUCUCUGCAGGUUAACAUGUUCUUUCUUUAUAAUCUUGCCUUGAGCCAUGUUGUAUUGUUAACACAUUUAAUGAAAACUCUAAAAAAUACUUUAUUUAUGUUUAAAUUGAUUACCGCCCUCAUUUCAAACAUUAUCAGCUCACAGACAAUAUACAUCCCAGUUUUCAGCCUUGGGGCAUCUUUGUAAAGUCAACAUGUUUUAUGUUGCAAUUUAAUGUUUUCUUACAGUGUUAUACGUAUGAUAAAAACUGAACAAUAAUUUGACACAUUUAAAAUGUUCACUAUUACUAGUUUCUGUUAUUAGCUCUGUACUAUUUUAAGCUUUGUAAUGAGUGCAGACUUUUAUUUUGCUGGCACAAAUAUAUUUUUUGGUUGUGUAUACAAAACUACAUUUAAUGAGGUGAAGAUAAUUAUGCAGCAAUAUCUGUGUAAAAAGGUAGAAGUUUAUGCACAGCUGUUUUGUUUCUGUGUUCGUUGUACGUUGCCUGUACAAUUUAUUAAUACACAUUUUUAUGUGUUCUGUUACAGUUUUACAAAAAGUAAUUUACAAAGAGACAAGU
Boleophthalmus pectinirostris (great blue-spotted mudskipper) is the source of this 2679-nucleotide messenger RNA. RefSeq lists its product as uncharacterized. The transcript has 3 exons. Bases 69 to 788 code for a protein of 239 amino acids. NCBI's taxonomy places the organism in Eukaryota, Metazoa, Chordata, Actinopteri, Gobiiformes, Gobiidae. The record is from RefSeq and is a predicted model, not a curated record.